This is a messenger RNA of Exaiptasia diaphana, 1023 nucleotides long. RefSeq lists its product as uncharacterized. The record is from RefSeq and is a predicted model, not a curated record. The coding region runs from base 127 to 1023 and encodes 298 amino acids. The transcript is spliced from 6 exons. Lineage: Eukaryota; Metazoa; Cnidaria; Anthozoa; Actiniaria; Aiptasiidae.
GUGCACGCAAGAUUGUCCGGUCUGAAGUUCGAAAUCAAAUCAUCAAAACAAUUAUAACUCUCACACUCCGUCUGUCGAACUUAACUUCGGUUGAAAACACAAAAAGAGUAUUUUUCAAAGCUCGAGAUGUUCAUCUUCGAGAGGAUGUCAGUCAUAUUUUGUCUGAUUUUGAUGAUCGUUUUCUCAGCCCAGGCAUCCAACAAAAAGCGAAAUACAAACGCAUCCAAACAUUUUAGCCUUAAGUUUGGUGGGAUCCACAUCAAAGGAUCUUUUGAAGUCACCGUAAAUGGAGCUAUCCCUGUUCCUCAGCUUGGUACAAGUAACAAUCCAGCCCCGUCAUGCAAGGCUAUCCUCGAAAAAAACAGUGCAGCCCAAAGCGGUGUCUACUUCAUCCAAACACACCCAACAGUGACCAAGGUGUACUGCUACAUGGAGGAUAUCCCUGGGUGUGGUGGGGGUGGAUGGACAACCAUUAUGAAAACAAACGGCAACAAGAAAACCUUUUUGUACAAAUCUGCUUUUUGGGCGAACAAAAUUCCAUAUCGCGUGACCAAUGGCCAAUCAGGCGUCGAUGAUAAAGAGACAAAACUCCCCACCUACUGGASCCURCCGUUUCGUCGUCUUUGUCUUGGAAUGAAGACCGCUGGCCAGAAGAGCCCGAGAUGGAUUUCCUUGAACUAUAAGGCGAGUUCGUUGUACUCUGUGAUCGCAGACGGUAAAUACCGCAAAGUCUCCAUUGGUCGCAAUGUGUGGAAGUCCCUGAUCGCGGGCUCGUCAUUGCAGAGGAACUGCAACCGAGAGGGCUUCAAUGUUGUUSCUGGCGAWGUSMACCACGAAAGAGUUAGAAUKGGRAUAUYAKCGAAUAAUGAAAACRYRUGUKRCARCAACGAUUCRCGUAUCGGAUUCGGGGGGGAUGGCAUAMAAUGCGGUCGUGGUAGACUAUCUACCGGUAACUGYGCACGCSWUKSAGGUGACAACGGRGACAARACUACUCCAGCWCAUGGUUAUAUCUUAGCUCAAUGA